Effrenium voratum is the source of this 675-nucleotide messenger RNA. The record is from the annotation of a GenBank genome assembly. NCBI's taxonomy places the organism in Eukaryota, Dinophyceae, Suessiales, Symbiodiniaceae.
AUGGCUCUGGCAUUCCGCAACACCUUGGCCCUGGUGAUGCUCUGGCUUCUGCCUCCCCAGUCCGUGGCUGGGCCCGGGUACUUGGCUUGCUACUACGGCUGCUUGGGAGUUUGCUUCACAGCUGGCGUGGCUGCGGCUGGGAUUUGUCCUCCCGCAGGCCUGAGCGGCGCGGCUGCCUGCACAAGCGGCUGCGCGGCAGCGUGCGCGCCGACGCUGCUGGCGUGCUUCUCUGAGGACACCCGCGUCCAGGUCCUCAACGGCACAGGCGUGGCUGUGGUGCCCUUGAGCGCUGUAGCGCCGGGGCAAAGGCUUUGGAGCUUCUACCAGGGCAAGCCCUUGGCGGUGAAGGUUCUGGAGAAUCAAAGGUUGCAAGGCAACUUCAGCUUCGUGGAGCUGGUGGCACACUUGGAGGUGGCCACAGCGGAGGAGCUGCGGGUGGGCGACAUCGUGGCCACCGGCGUCUCGCGCCUGGGCUUCGGCGUCAUCUCGGAGCUGCGGCGCAUGCAGAAGUCUGUGAAGCACGUGCUGACCACGGAGACCGGAAGCGUUGUGGCCAACAACAUUCUGAGCAGCACCAUUUGUGACGGCCGCGACGACAUCUACAACCGCUCCAGCUGGCUUGUGACGCUGAACCAGUGGCAGGCGUUGCAUGAGGAGCGCCUCAAGCAGAUGUAG